AUGAGAACACAAGCGUUUUUAUGUGUAGUCCUCUUUAUAGGAGAGUAUAUAGCUGCACCUCUCUCAGAAGAAAAGGAUGACAAAAUUGUGAUACCAAGACACAUAUUAUUCAAUAAAAAUUACCUUAAAUAUAAAGCGAAACAUGAUAUCGUUGAUAUUAUGGUACCGUUGAAUGCUCUUACCUUGGAGUCUAUGAAAGAUAUUGAUUCUGAUAGCAAGCCGGAUAUGACGGUUUUCUUAGUAGAAGCUGAUCUUAAGGAUGGCAAACGUGUUGACAAAGGACUGUACUUAUAUAAGAAUGGUGAGGAGAAAAUGGUUCUGCCUAAUGGAAGAGCAGCGGCGGCUUCAUUUGAUGAUGAAAAAAUAGUCUAUUUCGGAGCCAGCGAUGGUUUAUAUGUUUAUAAUGUGGACUCCAAGUCCGCUGAUAAAUAUGGAAAUUUUUCCGAUAGCAUUAUCGAUAUCGCUACAAACGUAGAUGGAAAACACAUUUACAUUCUGAGUGAAGAUCACAAAUUAUAUAAUGUGACAAAUGAAGGCGCAGACAAAGAGUUGCUCCAAGAUGUAGAAGAUGCCCAGGAAAUUGUUUUGGAUUAUUUUGAAAAUAUUUACUUCUACGACUCCAACAAGGAUGUAUUCAUUAAAAAUGCUGAUGGGAUUAUCAAAGUUCAGGGUCUACCGGAAGGCAGGAAAUCCCUUAGGUUUUUGGGCCAAGAUUUCCUUAAAGAGCCAUAUACUGGAAAAAUGAGAACACAAGCGUUUUUAUGUGUAGUCCUCUUUAUAGGAGGGUAUAUAGCUGCACCUCUCUCAGAAGAAAAGGAUGAUAAAAUUGUGAUCUUGUUAUCAAGACACAUAUUAUUCAAUAAAAAUUACCUUAAAUAUAAAGCGAAACAUGAUAUCGUUGAUAUUAUGGUACCGUUGACUGCUCUUACCUUGGAGUCUAUGAAAGAUAUUGAUUUUGAUAGCAAGCCGGAUAUGACGGUUUUCUUAGUAGAAGCUGAUCUUAAGGAUGGCAAACGUAUUGACAAAGGACUGUACUUAUAUAAGAAUGGUGAGGAGAAAAUGGUUCUGCCUAAUGGAAGAGCAGCGGCGGCUUCAUUUAAUGAUGAAAAAAUAGUCUAUUUCGGAGCCAGCGAUGGUUUAUAUGUUUAUAAUGUGGACUCCAAGUCCGCUGAUAAAUAUGGAAAUUUUUCCGAUAGCAUUAUCGAUAUCGCUACAAACGUAGAUGGAAAACACAUUUACAUUCUGAGUGAAGAUCACAAAUUAUAUAAUGUGACAAAUGAAGGCGCAGACAAAGAGUUGCUCCAAGAUGUAGAAGAUGCCCAGGAAAUUGUUUUGGAUUAUUUUGAAAAUAUUUACUUCUAUGACUCCAACAAGGAUGUAUUCAUUAAAAAUGCUGAUGGGAUUAUCAAAGUUCGGGGUCUACCGAAAGGCAGGAAAUCCCUUAAGUUUUUGGGCCAAGAUUUCCUUAAAGUGCGAUAUGUUAUUUUGAUGACAGACAACGUUCUUUACGUUACCUUUGCUAAUGGAAUUGCUUUUACAAGUUCUGUGGAAUUGAGCCCUGAUGCGAAACCAACUGCUUAUGGCCUUUGGUCCAAAAUAGUGCAUUACUACGCAUACAACAAAAAUCUGUAUGUAAAAUAUCUGUGA
Molecule: messenger RNA, 1647 nt
Organism: Danaus chrysippus (African queen)
Lineage: Eukaryota; Metazoa; Arthropoda; Insecta; Lepidoptera; Nymphalidae
Source: the annotation of a GenBank genome assembly